GAUUCACUCAGCUGGGCGCCCCCACUCCACAUCGCGCCUGGUGCAACAAUCAGCGUUCGUAACCAGGCCACUGGCUCUCAACCAUUCCUGUGCCGUCUGUUCGUGUCGUACAUUCGCUAGCCUAUAAUUGAUCCUUCGUCCUAGGAGGGGAUCAUGUGGUUACUUGAGAGCGAGUUGUUUGAGGAUCGGAAGCUCUGGUUGCGCCCAGGGAAGACCUACCUAUUUGGUCGCACUGUAGCCGAAUCGGGCCAACUUGCCAUCGAUCACAAGACCAUCUCUAGGAAACAUAUCACGAUUCAGGUUGAAGAUGUCCCUGAGGGCGGCGGCCGUAACCUCCGCUCACGAUCCACCAUUACGAUCAAAGACCUUGAUUCAAAGAAGGGGACGCUUCUGAAUGGCGUUCAGAUACGCGGCCAGAAGAAAACGCUGACAGAAGACGUGAACGAACUGAAGUUGGGCCUGUGUCCCCAGCCCUUCCGUAUAAGAUGGCACCCGAUCGUCCUCAGUUUCUCUUUCACCGCAAAGGAACUGAGCGCAGAUCCUUGGACCAGACUCCGCGACAGCUUGGAGCACCUCGACAUCAAGUACUCGGCCGAAUACGAGAGAGAAACCACUCAUGUCGUCUCUAGGAAACGCAAUACUUCGAAAGGGCUACAGGCGCUGGUCAACGGCAAAUACAUCGUUACCGAUAGCUUCAUCAGUGCUAUCGCAGACGCAGCUGAAAUUCCAGAAGAUGCAGAAGGGGCGUCCAGUGCCUUGGAAGAGGACUUCAAGGCCGCUUGGCCGAACCCCAUCGAGCAUUUGCCCCCACGCGGUGAGGAGCCCUCCGACCGGCCGCCGGAAGCCUACUCCCCUGAUGGCCGGCGAGCCGAGGUGUUUGACGGAUACAUGUUUGUCUUCUAUGAGAGGAAGCAAUACGAGACCCUCUGCCCCGUCAUCUCCGCGGGAAAAGGCAAAGCUUUGUUUAGGGAGGUGAUACCAGGCGAAACAGAUGUCGACGAAUUUAUCCGAUAUGUCAAAGGCGUCGCUGGCGAAAAGGGGCUCCGGUCCUUUGAGGAUGGCAGCGAGGGCAAGGGAGUGGUGGUCGUGCGGUACAUCCCAAAGACCGAGGACUUUGAGUGGUUUGCCAAGUUCCUCACUUCGUUUGCUCAGCGGCUUGACCAUCGACCCAUUGAUCAGCGAGAAUUCCUCGAGGCCAUUCUUGCCUGUGAUGCCUCCAUGCUAUGCCGCCCGCUCGAGGAAGCCAGCCAAUUCGAUGCAGCGGGAUCUGGAGACCGCAUGGACCUUGACCAGCCUGCCCCUCAGCCGCAAGAACAGCAGGAGCCUGCCGCAGAACAAGAAUCUGCGCCAGCUCCGCGCCGAGCUAGGGGUCGGAGAGCAGGUAGAAGCCGAUUUAAAGGCUUCGAUUUUGAUGAUGCCGAGGAACCUCUCGAGGAAAGCGCUUCGGUGCAGCCCGCUGAGCCUUCUCAGGUGGCAGCAGCAUCUCAAGACAGCUUGUUCGUAUCCCAGCACCGGGAAGCAAGCAUUCCUUCAGAGGGGGAUGCACGCGACGCUCGGCACACUCGCCGAACUCAGCGAAAACGUGCUCUCUCGCCACUCCCGGAGCAAGACAGGUCAACGCUGAUGGAUCAUAUCGCCCCAACUGCUGCAGCAGUCAAGCGGCGGCGAAUGGAGUCUGGACAAGAGCCUGUGCCCCCGCCCCUUGAGCCCGAACCAGAGCCGCAACCAAACGAAGAUGAAGGAAUGGUCGCCGAGUCACCAGUGGAAAAGCCGAAGAAAGGCAAGGGAGCAAAAAGCAAAGGCAAAGCCAUCAAGCAAGAUGAUGAUAUUCUCGAGCUUGCGCGCCUUCAGCGGGAGGAAGCCGAGGCCCAGGCGGCAGCGAAGCGCAGGGAGCUCGAGGAACUCCCCGACGACGGUAUCGACUAUGCCGCCAUCCGGGCGUUGCACAUCAUCGAAGAGUGUGAGGUGCAUUUCCCGGAUCCUGGUGCGAACAGCCGCAACCGGGACCGGGACAUCGCCGACGGCCGGUGGGAUCCGCGGUGGAACGGCCGCAAGAACUUCAAGCAGUUCCGCAAACAAGGGGAAGCGCAAGGCCGUCCGGCGCCCCGCAUCAUUAUUGAGCUCGAAGAGGUCAAGCCGAAGGAGUACGGCAUCGGUGAUGACUACUGGCUCGAGGACGAGGAGAGCGGGCGUCGCAAGAGGGACAGUCAGGCGCGCAGGGAUUCGCAGACCCAAACCCAACAGCAAGCAUCAUCGCACGCCGGGCUCGACAGCUUGAACAAGGGCAAGGGCAAGGAAAAGGAUCAAGAGAAACCCAGGCCUGCAAUGCGCAGAACCGUCCUAGCCCUCGACAGCAGUGAUGAAGAGGAAGCGACCGAGCUUGGGACGACGGGACAAGACGACAGUUUCGUGCCUGAGACAGAACCGCCGAGGAGUCGGGCGGCAAAGGCGGCCGAGAAGGCCAAUUCGCAGCGUGGGCGGUCUCAGACGCAGACGCAGACACAGAGCCAGGCGGCGACGUCGUCGAACAAGCGGUCUGCUGCGGCCGACUCGGGCAGCGGACCAGCAGCCAAGAGGCCACGGAUGGGAUUUAAGCCGCCGAGCGAUGAUGAGAGUGAUAGUGAGGAUGAACUCAAGUUCCGCUUUGGAAGGCGGAGGUGAAGCUAGUCUUGAGGCGGUUAGCAAGCAGUUUGCUCAGCGAGAUAUUGCAGUUGAUGUGACGAAGAAAUCAGCUUGUCUUGUGAAACGGCUGCGCCUUUCUGGUCGAUUGGGUAUCAUUCGAUCAAAUGUGCUUCCCACCAGGGAACUCUGUUUUAAGACAGGUUUAUGGUACAAUGAAAUCAUCGCAGAUUCCGCG
This is a messenger RNA of Parathielavia appendiculata, 2857 nucleotides long. RefSeq lists its product as uncharacterized. Bases 154 to 2661 code for a protein of 835 amino acids. NCBI's taxonomy places the organism in Eukaryota, Fungi, Ascomycota, Sordariomycetes, Sordariales, Chaetomiaceae. Gene Ontology annotation, molecular function: protein binding; damaged DNA binding. The record is from RefSeq and is a predicted model, not a curated record. Gene Ontology annotation, biological process: mitotic G2 DNA damage checkpoint signaling; double-strand break repair via homologous recombination. The transcript is spliced from 5 exons. Gene Ontology annotation, cellular component: Mre11 complex.